AAAUGAAGGUUGUCGGUGUAUUGGCAGUUUACCGGAACAACUGUGAAAAACAAUGCAUUUUGUACCCAAAUUUUUAAAAGCCUUUGAUGUGUUGUACAUUCUAUGACCGCGCACCCUCGGCCUCGGCGUUGUUAUAGUAACAAGGAGCUUUAUCGCUAUAUGGUAGUCGUUUUCGGGUCGGACAAGCAGGCGACAAGUGACAUUUCUUUCGCCAAUAAUAGCCCUUGGGUGAUAUCUUGUUAUAGGGGCGCUGAUAUGUGUUUACAUACACUGUUUUUGUAAUUUCAAUUUCCAGACUAUGAAAACAAACACACACACUAUUGACUGUUCAGAAGCCAAUAGUUUUGUGGUUGGCACGUUUAUUAAUAACAAUAGGUGAGGUCACCGAUAUCUUCGCUGUUACCGCCCCCCACCCCGAAAAUAUAUUUUGUUAAAUUUGCAUCAACUCCUGAAUGCAUAAUGGUCAUAAAGGCUAGAGGCUGAGCUAGAUUACUGACGUAGCCAGCUCAUGCAAGGUUAUCUUACAAACUGUUUACAAGUUCGAUUUUUGUUACAAUUUCGGAAUCUUUACUUUCCUAAAUGAUGUUAAUACAAAAAUAGGCCUUAAUCUUGCCUAAUAAAAUGCGAUAUUGGCAAAUAUCUUACGAGUUAAACCUGUGUUUUGCUGGUAAACAGCAGAACACAUUACGAUCAUAUGAAACUCAAACCUGACUACCGUGAUGACAUCAGACACCCAGUCAAGUAGGAAUUCUUUUGAAAGCUUUCUAAAUCCGACUUUCACGUGAACUGAUUUAGUGAUUUUAUAUUUGAUAUCUGUGAUAUUUAAAAUACUUGCACGUUCUAUUUUGGUCCACUUUCUUUCUUUUUAGUCUGUUUUGUCUCAAUUUAAUCCCCUUUUUUCAACGACUCCAAAGAUUCUUUGGUUGCUUGAAAGGUAAGUUGCCUUUCCAAAGCCAAUCACUGGCCACAUUAUUUGACAAAGUUUGAAAUCCCAGAUCUCUGAAUAAGAACUGUGAGACUGAUGGUAGAACAAGAGGGAAGAAACUUCUUUCAGCAGACGAAUUUUUCUUGCAUUGGUAUCGUGUCGCUGAUUGGUUGCAACAAGAUAAACAUUCCAAAAAUAUUUCUGGCGCCCCUGGAUUCGAGUUUUAUCGCUAAAUUUAUAAGAAAUUGAACUCAAAACCUUGUCCCAGGGGUGCCUAAGCGGUACAUAAUACUACCUGGUCGGCCUGUUUGUCAGUUGAAAUACCCGGUCAUAAGUCAAUUUUCUGUGAUGUCAGAUUUACCUCGAGCAAACGUUUAUGUCGAUCAUUUAUGCUCGAGUGCCUAUGCAUAUGCUUCAUGGGGUAAACCCCUGCUAUCAUACAUCCUUGGUCAAUCUUGGUAAUCACAUGAAUUUAAGAAAAAAGGCAAAGAAAAGAUUCCAUAUGGUUUUUGGUGAUCACUUUUAAGAAACCUUACUCUUCGGCGCUGAUCUGCUGUCAGUACACCUGAAAUGAAUUUAGGAAGAUAUAUUUAUAUUUGGGGCUGAUCAAUUCUCUCUUGGUGCUGAUGCAUUAUGCGGUUCACCAGCGUUCAUCAGGUGUGAAAGCAUUUAACAGUUCAGUGCAAUAGGUCUGUCAAUACCUUUCACUAGAUAAACUGUAAUUUUCACUCUUACUAUACCAAUACAAAAUAAUUAAAAAGACUUUCAUGUAAUUAUAGCAUUGUUGCGUAUAUCUCUUGGUUCAUUGUUCGCCUUCUUUUUCAAAACAACAACUGAACAUCGUAGCGAACAUUUUUGCCUCUUUCUAUUUCGUUCUAUUUGGUUCUACAAUAUUAUGCCAGAUGAUAUCGGAAAUAAAAUUCCGUUCUUAAAACUGCUAGCCUCAUUAAUAUAUCAAGGAUCCCUUUGUAGUCGAAACCAAUAGGAUAUACGAUAUGCCGUGCUGUAUUUUUAUUGCGGCUAUUUAGAUCUGUUUAGAUGUAUCCAGAUCAUGCGGUUAUAUGGUGGCACGAACAUGCAGUACAGCAAUAUCGUGUUCUAUUUCUAAUGUUUUCCUUAGCGGGACUGAGUUUCCCUGGUUACUGGAAUUCAAUCAAAAAUAGUCACACGAAACGAGGGAUCAAACAAGCAUAGAUAUCCUGGAAUCCUUAUGGAAGUGAAUCUCACAAUCCAGUCAUAGAAAUUUAGAAUCCACCAUGUGGAAUUCGGCACCCAACACCAAUGCAUAUGAUCCGGGAUUAUUUUAUCUGGGACAGCGUUAUGUUUUCGUGGAUGUUAGCCCGUCAUGUCACCCACUCAUUCGUUAGAUAUAGAUCCGUCGUGUUAUCCCUUCGGACCCAAUCAGUGUAAAUUACCUUCAAUACCAAAAAGGUCAGCUUGCAUUCCUUCCAUUGUAAUUCAAUGCAGUCAUCGAAACACACACCCUGGGCUGCGAAGUUAAGUUAAGAACUGCAAAAAGAACUGCUAGAAAUUUUGCCGACGUCAAUUUCUCCAGCGGUACAUUGUAGAACUCAGUUAUCAUCCCAUGAAAUGUGAUCUCAUGCAAAGUGAAAGAGUUUGUACAGUUUUUUGGCAUCACCCAGCAAUUCACAGAAUCACAAAGUCUGAUGUCCUUACAACAGUGAUAAAGGAGGAGUAAUAACAAUCGACAAAGUAAUAAGACUCAAUGGAGGCGACCGACGUUUUACUGGAAGAACUUAAAGUAGAUGGUCUGGUAGACGGCGUUCCACCAACUAUACACAAGUUGGAGCGAAAGCUUUUUGAUGCGAUAAAGAAGGGAGAUUUGGAGAAAGUUAAGAACGCUCUAAAUUACUCUCAGCCAGAAUGUAACCUUAACUGUGUCAACAACUCGGGUAAAACUGUACUGCAAGUAGCGGCGGAUUUGGAAGACCUGUCAAUUCGGAACGACAUUAUCAAAUUCUUACUGACCGGUGGAGCCGACUUGGAACUCGCAUUGUUGCACGCAGUUCGUGAAAGUGACGCGAAAUGUGUGGAAAUUUUGCUUAAAUUUCACGAGCCUCCAUCGGUGCAACCAGAUACUUUAUACGUAACGAACUCUUCCAAACGCGAACGAUACAUCACACCGCUGAUUCUGGCAGCAUGUUUGCAGAAUUUCCAAAUUGUCAAGCUUCUGCUGGAACGUGGGUUCACCAUUUCCGACUUACCUACGGAUAAUUCUCAACGAUCUCACAGAGUUGAAGGUGAAAAGCUAGGACCUGCUGUGUUCCGUUUAAACAGAUAUCGAGCACUUGCUAGUCCUGUGUACUUAACCGCGUCUUUUCUUCAAAACUCACUUAACGGUCCCGAUCCCGUUUAUCAGGCCUGUGUCCUCAACAAAGAGUUGUGUGAGAUGGCAGAGCAGGAGUAUGAGUUCAGGAAAGAGUAUUUGGAGCUUAGCGAUGGUUGUAAAGAGUUUGCAGUAGCGGUGCUGAACGAAUGCCGGUCGAUGAAAGAGAUAAGAUGCGUUAUGGAGAUGAAAAACGAACUAAUGCUACCUAGUACGGGCGGAGGGCUUUUAAACAUCCUUGAGUUUGCCAUCGUCACGAGAAAUGAAAAGUUCGUCAGUCAUCCUUUCAGCCAGCUUCUGUUGAAUUCAGAGAUUUACAGAGAUGUCCCUUUCCUGGAGAAAAGUUCCUGGAAACAGUUCGCCUUGAUAUUGUUGGCGUUUGGUCUGUUUCCUUUUUUCCUCGUAUUUUGGCUUGUUUUCGACAACUGUCUUCCCAGGCAUGAAGUCGGAAGAAUGCUACACUCUCCAUGUGUGAAAUUCCUCAUCAGUUGUGGUUCCUUUCAAACAUUUCUUUUUCUGCUGUUUUUGUCUUCGUUCGCUUUUCAAAGUAUUUUUCUGCAGUACGCCAUAACUGAUUGGCUAAUCCUCGUAUUCGUACUUGGUCACUUAGUGGAUUUAGUUAAACAGGUUUACCACAAAGGAAGAGUUCGCUUCUUUACUGACUACUGGAACUAUCUGGCUCUAGCCACGGUCAUGCUAUUUCUUCUCCAUUACGUGUUUUGGUGGGCUGGCAGAGCAGCAAUGAUAGGAAAACUGGACUCUUUGACGUGGAAGAACCAUGCUACACAUAGCUCGUACACGAUCGUGUUGUUUUCCGACUGUCUUUUAGCCCUGGCAAUUCUACUGGCAUUUACCCAAAACUUGUCGUAUAUUCAGGCAAACUCCACCAUUGGUCCACUCCUACAUGCAUUCAUACAAAUGUUAUUUGACGUAAUGAAGUUUUUCUUUUAUUUUAUCUUCGUCUUCCUGGCGUUCGUUGUCAGUUUUACUAAGCUGUACCUGCAAUAUGAGAAGGCCAGGCAGUUUUUCCUGUCGGGAUCAAAUCAAACAGAUCCUCUUCAUCUAGACAACAUGUUAGGCAGCGUGAGCACGAUAUUUUGGUCGCUGUUUGGCCAGAUAGACCCUGGUAGCUUCCAGCUUGAUAAUAGUGAAUACGAUGUUAUAUGGAAAACUGGGUUGAUCUUAUUCGGCGCGUUCAAUAUCGUAGCAGUUCUGGUGGCUCUUAACAUGCUCAUUGCAAUACUCAACGAUUCUUACGUUCAGAUAACGGCCAACUUGGAUGCUGAAUGGAAGUUGACCAGGACGAGGCUGUGGUUAAGCUGGAUUCACAAGAAAGGCGUUCUUCCCCCGCCUUUUAAUCUUCUGUACCUGUUGCUUCCACUCCUGUGGCUUAUUAAGCGUCUUGUCACAGCCUACUGCUCAAAAAGAGUCUUGAUAAUUUUCAAACGAUUUGUCAAGGAUGGGGGUUCACACUCUAACUGGAAAGCAAAAAGGAUUAACGAGAAGGAGAGACGGGAAGUGAUUCGCCAUCUUGUCCUGAGGAACCUGGCCAAGAAAUCUUACCAUUCAGAGGAUGGAACCGAGUCUAUCGACUCCGACGAAGAAAACGAGAACGAGGCAACAGUCCCGUUUGAAGAGAGUGGCUUGGAUACGAGUCAAUCAAACGACGUUGUUACCAGUUUUUAAAGGCCUUAGACUGGAAACCGAACCAAAGAAAGAUGUCCAUUGAGGCUAAAGUCUCUAAAGAAAACAGUUUGCAAGUUCGAAUAUUAAACGCUUUCCAAGAAAGAGUCAAGACUUAUUAUCGUAGAAGUGUUGUUUUUAUGAGCAAGAGCAAGUUAUUUGCUCAUCAAGCCAUGCAUUAUAUCUGGAAUUUCAAUUCGGGUCUACUAACACUGGAAGAAAACAUGGAUUUUCGCGGGUAGCCAGUGUGAAGUCAUAAAUAGUCUUCAGUUGAUUCUUUUGCAACAUCAAGCCGGGUGAAGCCUUCAUUUUGAUUGAAGUUCGAACUUGAAAACUAUCUUAUUUACGAAGUUAUUUUGUUUAAGAGUUGAUCUCGAAAAUUUAUAUAUCAGUUCCAGCUUGAAAUUUAUGAUCGCUUUAAGUAGAAGAGGUUUCACCGACUGUUUAAAGCUAAACAUAUAUUUUUAUAUAUUAAGAGCUGUCACGCCGUGCUGAUAUGCUGGAAAUAUUAUAUUUUUUUAGUAUUGUAAAUAUUUGAGAACAGCAAGAGUACAGCAGAAUAUAACAUUUGAAAACUUGAUGCUGACUUACUUUAUUAUAUAUCAUGUAUCAUAUCCUUUGAAUAUUUUUUUGGAUAUCUUCAAGCGACCGUUUUAUCUUCAGAUUAGUCCGGCAAUUGUCAAAAGAUCUCAAUUGAGUCGUCAGUUGUUCGUGUUAUAUUCAGAUUUUUCCAGUAUCCAGCCUGAAAGGAUAUUUCUCAAUAUCAAGGACUUACAACGUUUUUGUGUUUACAGUGAAACCAUUGUCUGGAGGUUUCCGAGAUCGCUUUAAGCCGGUCAUGCGAACGAUUCCGAGCUUUCUCCGAUGUUCCGAACAUCCUUUAGGAAAACAAGAUAUUUAGGUUAAAAACCAAUAAAUUUAAUUCAUUUAACCAUUCAAAGGGUAAACAUGAUAUAUAUAGAAAAACGUGCCAACAUUAACUUACAUUAUUAGACGUUGAACUAUUGCUUUAACUUUUCGUGACUCAAUUGUGAACGGAAAAAACCCUUUGUUAAGCCGCUAUAUUUGUUUUUAGCUCUUCUCUCUAUAAAUAACCACCUCUUUUGCUUCCUGCUUGCAAAAAUAGUAACCCAAGACAAUUUUAACUUGCCUGAAGUCGUCUCGCGCUAUUUACUUCGUUUUACGCGGAAAAGGAACCUUACGUCGUCACGGGCACGAAGACUGUUUCUUCACCUUAUUCAAUGGUUUGACUUAUAUUAAAUACGCGCGGAUGUUUUGCGAGUUUCGCAGUAUUUCUCCGAGCCCUGAAGAGGCGAGAAAAACUUGAUAUGAUCAAUGAGUAAAAUGUAAGCGCGUAUUAUAUAUUAAACCAUCUAUAUAUCCCA
This is a messenger RNA of Orbicella faveolata, 6340 nucleotides long. RefSeq names its product short transient receptor potential channel 4-like. Gene Ontology annotation, molecular function: inositol 1,4,5 trisphosphate binding; store-operated calcium channel activity; protein binding. The record is from RefSeq and is a predicted model, not a curated record. Gene Ontology annotation, biological process: regulation of cytosolic calcium ion concentration; calcium ion transmembrane transport. Gene Ontology annotation, cellular component: plasma membrane; cation channel complex. Lineage: Eukaryota; Metazoa; Cnidaria; Anthozoa; Scleractinia; Merulinidae.